AUGAAUAUAGUAAUACUUUGCAAAUCAAUUCUAGAAGUAAAGAUUGUCGAUCCAAACUAAAAGAUAUACGAUUAUAUGUGCAAAAUUUUUGAAAGGCCGAAAAACAACAUCAUAGUAUAAAUAUCACCCACUGAAAAAAUUGAUUAAGAGGAGUAUUUUUCAAAGUUUAUGAAUGAAAAUCUUGAUAAAAUAGCAUUUUAUGUUCUAGAUUCGAAUGGAUGCUCUAUAUAGUAUACUAACCAGCCGUAUAAGAAAUAGACUAGCAUUACAUAAUAUGGGUACUGCAGUCAAGAAACUGAUGAGAUCUCAUUGAGUAGAACUUUAACGAGAAACAUAUCAUCACAGAAUUUUGAUAUUGGUACUGUCAAAGUUAUUUAGACUAAUGUGUGUACAUUCUGUACGACUUAAAUUGAAGAGGAUGAUAUUCAAACAUCCUGUUAGCAUUUCUACCACGCUAAGUGCUUUAAGCUUAUAAUAGAGAACUAAUUGUUGUAAAAAUCACCAGUUCUAAAUUGUAUGUGUAAAAUUCAACUGAAUUUGAGUUCCCUAUUUCGAUUAGACGAUAAAUUUAUACUGAAUUAGUUGUCUGCAUUAGAGAAGAAUAUAUAGAAGAAGUUUGGAAAUGAAUUUAGGAAAUGCAAGAAUGUUAAAAGCUGUAAAUUUUUUUAUUUGCAUUUACCUUUCAUCUAAGAUUAACAUGAGUAUUGCCCAGAGUGCUUAUGGCGUAUAAAUAAAUGAUAAAUGAUAAAUGAAUAAUUAAUGAUAUAAAAAAUUUAUUGA
Paramecium tetraurelia is the source of this 780-nucleotide messenger RNA. RefSeq lists its product as uncharacterized. The record is from RefSeq and is a predicted model, not a curated record. Lineage: Eukaryota; Ciliophora; Oligohymenophorea; Peniculida; Parameciidae. The transcript is spliced from 2 exons.